AUGGACUCCUCCGAAGAAGAUUAUGACAUUGAUAAUACAAACUCCACUGAAGACAUUUGGGAUGGAUUUGAUGAAAUAGAUUCAUAUUUCACGAGGCAGCAACACUUUGAUAUAGCCCGUGUGGUGUUAUUUACAAUCACCGCCAUUGUGGGAAUGGUUGGCAAUGGCUUAGUAAUCUGGAUCACUGGAUUUAAAAUGAAGAAGAGUGUGAGUGCGGUUUGGUUCCUCAACUUGGCCGUUGCCGAUUUCAUAUCUUCUCUCUUCCUUCUGUUAUAUAUCAUAGAAUGGGCUUUCCCAUUCUUUUCGAUGCAUAGUUUCAUCUUAUGCACUGUACGUUUUUUCAUACUGUCUUUAAACAUGAUGACUAGUGUCUACUUCCUGAUGGUCAUCAGUCUUGACCGGUGUGUGUCCACCAUGUGGCCGCUUUGGACCAGGAUACACCGAAAAAUCAAACCAGCCCGAAUUAUUUCAGGAAUCAUUUGGGUGUUCUGCCUUGUGAGCGGCUUCAUGUACGAGGCUUAUCAUUUUUCUGAUCGUAUUCAGUUUGAGUGUUUACAAAAGCGUUAUCUCGUCGAUAGUGGAGAACCUAGACAAAAGCACAUCACCAGAAUGAUUGUCUUGUUUGUUUUGCCCUUUACCAUCAUUUUAGCUUCUUAUGGUUUUGUUGCCUUCAAAUUAAGGGCCAGAAGAAGAUGGCACAAGUCCAACCGGCCAUUCAGAGUCAUCAUUGCCCUGGUCCUUUGCUUCUUCAUCUGUUGGUUUCCCUUUCACAUGUCUUCAGUUACACCAGAUGUUAAUAAGACUUUCAAAGGUUGGUGGAAGAAUGUUCUCAAGGAAGAAAUAUGUUUAUUUCUUGCCUAUUUAAACAGUUGUCUUAAUCCCAUCAUCUACGUCUUACUAAGCCAACAAGUGAAGACAAAGACCUUACAGAACAGAAUAGAAAGCGCGGUGACGGGACACAACGAUCUCCACGAUGAUGAUGAUGAAAUAUCUAGUACAACCCAUAGAACUAGAGGGCAAUCUUCAUCAGCAUUUUAA
Molecule: messenger RNA, 1038 nt
Organism: Hyla sarda
Lineage: Eukaryota; Metazoa; Chordata; Amphibia; Anura; Hylidae
Product: C3a anaphylatoxin chemotactic receptor-like
Exons: 1
Coding region: 1-1038 (345 amino acids)
Biological process (GO): positive regulation of cytosolic calcium ion concentration; complement receptor mediated signaling pathway; inflammatory response
Cellular component (GO): plasma membrane
Molecular function (GO): N-formyl peptide receptor activity; complement receptor activity
Source: RefSeq, a predicted model, not a curated record